GUGCGAGAUCCGAGCACCGACUCAACUGCGCGGUCGCAAUCCGCCCCGACUUCCCCUCCUGCCAGCGGCCUGGUGGUUUGAGAUGAGCAGAAGAUGUCGGUGUCGGGGCUAAAGGCCGAACUGAAGUUUCUUGAGUCAAUCUUUGAUCCAAACCACGAGCGAUUCAGAAUAAUAGACUGGAAACCCGACGAGCUGAGUUGCCAGUUCAACGUAACGAGGGAGAAGCUGCUGAUCAUUCACUGCAACAUCACGGAAUCUUAUCCCUCAACACCCCCAAUAUGGUUUGUUGACUCUGAUGAUCCCAGUCUGGCUGAAGUGUUGGAGCGCUUAGAGGAUGUGAGAAAAGGCAGCACAUUGCUCCUUCAACAGCUGAAGCGGCUCAUUUGUGAUCUCUGUCGUCUUUACAACCUGCCACAACAUCCAGAUGUAGAAAUGCUGGACCAGCCACUACCUGCUGGUCCAAUCACUCAAGAGCGAAAGAAUGGGCCGUCAGAUGAGGUGACAUCUGAAGAGGAGGAGGAGGAAGAAAUGGGAGAGCAGGACAUUGACCUGGACCAAGACCUUGACCAUUAUGACAUGAAAGAGGAGGAGCCAGUGGAUGGAAAAAAGUCUGAAGACGAUGGGAUAGAAAAAGAAAAUCUGGCCAUCUUGGAGAAAAUUCGUAAAAACCACAGACAGGAUCACUUGAAUGGUGCAGUCUCUGGCUCGGUGCAAGCCUCAGACCGCCUAAUGAAGGAACUCAGGGAGAUCUACAGAUCACAGAGUUACAAGACAGGUAUUUAUUCAGUCGAACUAGUCAAUGACAGCCUUUAUGAAUGGCACGUCAAGUUAAGGACGGUAGACCCAGAUAGUCCUUUGCAUAGUGACUUGCAGGUCUUAAAAGAAAAAGAAGGAGUGGACUACAUUCUGCUCAAUUUCUCUUAUAAAGAUAAUUUCCCCUUUGAUCCACCUUUUGUACGGGUUAUUUCCCCUGUGCUGUCCGGAGGGUAUGUCCUAGGAGGAGGAGCCUUGUGCAUGGAACUUCUCACCAAACAGGGCUGGAGCAGUGCCUAUUCCAUAGAAUCUGUCAUUAUGCAGAUAAAUGCAACUCUGGUGAAAGGAAAAGCCAGGGUGCAGUUUGGAGCCAAUAAGAACCAGUACAAUCUUGCCAGAGCACAACAGUCAUACAAAUCCCUUGUGCAAAUCCACGAGAAGAAUGGCUGGUACACACCGCCUAAAGAGGACGGAUAAAGAGCUGCCUCCACUAUGCAAAGGAAACAUGUCUUUGGGUCAAAGUAUCUAGUUUUCUUUGGAAUAUCUCCCCCUGUCUGACUUAACUGGGAAUAUAUCAUCUUUGUCGCGGAAACCAUCUCACUGGCUCAUCUGACAAGUACUCCUUUGCCCCGCUCCUGAAAAAAAAAAAAGACUUGACUCUGGUGUCACUUUGCUUCUUCCCCUCAGUGUUUUAGUGAGGAGGAGGAUGUAUGGGUGUUACUAGUCCUGUUUUCUCAAUAUGCUCUUUUGUCUUUAAAGAAAACUUUUCUCCCUUUUUAAAUGUGGGGAAAUGCUCCUUUUUUCCUUUCGCUGCUUUGACAAACUGGGCUUCACAAACAGUCAGUUAAAUGGGAAUUUUAAAAGAAGAUUGAUACAGAAGCUCUUUAAGUGGCACCUCACCGCUCCAGUUUUCUUUUCUUUCUGUCUUUCUUUUUGGCAAAUAUUGUUUUUAGAAAUAUUAUUUGGCAAAUGUUCUUUUUUUUUUUUUUUUUUUUUGAGCAUCCUAGACAAUACAUGAGCCAAUUUUCAAUAUUUUAGGAGCUUAUCUUUAAAUUGAGAUGACCUACCACUCGGUAUCUUUUAGCUCUUACUUUUUAAAAAUGUGUGAAGUCUAAUGGGCUGAUUAGAUCCAAAAUGCUCACAGGCAAGAUCAAAUCCACCCGUGGUUAAUGUGAAGACCUUGCCAGUGGAUUAGUAAUAUUUCAGAAUCUCUAUAUAUCUUUUAACGAUGGUAAAAUGAGCAUUGUGGAUCAGAUUCUAACAGACCUUAUGUUGAAGCUGAUGAGCUAUUUUUGCCUUAUUUGUUGACAAAACCGUGGCCCGGCAAAAGCUCAGCUCUGCUUUUAGCCUUUUUCUUGAUUUUGGCUGUAAACGUUGAAGGCUAGUUUGAUGGUGCAAAUGUGAAGAGCUAACAGAAUGAUGCUCAGCGGCCUCGUUUCUGUGAUAUUUGGUGCCCCGCUGCGAUGGGCUAACGGGAAUAAAUUUAAUCUGUUUGGAUGUGAGAUUUUUUUGCAGUUAAUCCACCCAAUUAAUUGUAAUAUUUCAGCCCCUGCUCGGUUUCAAUAUGGAAACUGCCACCAUGUUGCAUGACAUCAUUUGCUUCUGGAUUCAUCCCCUCUCUACCGCCUCUGGUUUUUCACCCAGCUGCUAAACUUCCAACGUUUGCAGAGCUUCCUUUGCCAUCACAAUAUCCCACAGAUGUGUUUUGGUGUCUCUUUGGGUGUGAAACAAAACAAAAAGGAUCACUCAAAGUGUAAUAAGAACUGACCUGAAACAUUUAACUUUGACCUCGCAAUAUGCUGCAGUACUCCACCAGUACUACUGCUCCCGAUACUACAGGGCACACACUGUAUCAAUCUGUUUGUUCUUUUGCAGUUUAUUUGUUGACACUGUCUGCAAAAGCACGUUUGAAUGGCAACUCAGGUAACAAACAAUCCUUUGGAGGGGACUCUAUACAUGCACAUGUCGAGUUUCAGGGUAUUUUCUUGGAUCGAUUAACACUGUUCUGUCUGUUGAGAUUUACUCUCAAACUCGUAUGAUGUAAGGAACAGGAAAUAUAAUCAGUUUUGCAAUAAUACGUGCCAUGUUUCUUUUAAUUCAAGAGAGGAAGGAAUUUUGUAGACUGAUCACAGGUCUGUAGCACAGUCGUAUUUAGAUUUGUUUCCCUCCCAAGUUCUGAAACUGAUUAGAUUCCAGUGGGUAAUCUUUGAAUAUUCCUAAUAAAAAAAAAAUCUUUGCACAAAUCCAGCAAUGUGCCUGGAGAGGUCAGUUUUAACACCAAGCACAUUCUGAGCAAAAUGUUUUUAAAUUCGUCUCCCCAGCACACUACUCCAUAUCCUGUUGUUACAUGUCUGAUGUUGUAUAUCUGAGCGGUGAGGAACGACAUGUCUCCUCAGUGUUAAGGGCCUGUGUUGCUUAGCGACACAGAGAACCUCCCCCUGCUAAAAAGUCUUCAUCCACCUGUGAUUCCUUCACUCCAAAAUGCCAAGUCUCUGAUCAGAGGGUACACUGAGAGAUGAUUUGAGUUUUGCUAGUCAUUUGCUGUGGUGAAGAGACUUGCACGCUUCUCUAACUGGACAGUGCGUUGAAAGCAUUCAUUUAUCUCAAAUGUCCACUCAUUUUCAUUUUCUAGCACCAACAAAAACAGAGGACAGUCUGGCACGUUGGAUCGCUUUGGUUUUCAUUUUCAUUUUCCAUUUUGAAGAAAUUUUGACCUUGUACAGUAAUUUGUAAACUUGCAUCAAGUUUAUGAAUAAAGAAUUUUAAGAUUA
Messenger RNA from Pleuronectes platessa (European plaice), 3524 nucleotides. RefSeq names its product ubiquitin-conjugating enzyme E2 Q2. The record is from RefSeq and is a predicted model, not a curated record. The transcript has 13 exons. The coding region runs from base 94 to 1230 and encodes 378 amino acids. Lineage: Eukaryota; Metazoa; Chordata; Actinopteri; Pleuronectiformes; Pleuronectidae.